Messenger RNA from Pieris macdunnoughi, 1536 nucleotides. The record is from the annotation of a GenBank genome assembly. NCBI's taxonomy places the organism in Eukaryota, Metazoa, Arthropoda, Insecta, Lepidoptera, Pieridae.
AUGAAUAUAUACGUGAAAUGUUGUUUAGUGCUAUUUUUUCUUAAUUCGGUGAAAUGUCGAAGCGCUCCGCAAGAGGAACUCACUGUUCUGUCCGUGAAAGAGUUCUUGACAAAAUAUGGCUACCUCCCAGAGAGAAUUAAAGGCGUCGACUAUACCUACACAAAAAAGGCGAUAGCAGAUGGCGUUAGAAGGAUGCAGGCAUUCGCCGGACUGCCGCAAACGGGAGAAAUUGAUGAAGAAACUGAAAAGCUGUUCAAAACGAAACGAUGUGGCGUAAAAGACAUCGUGACUACUUCCUCCAAUCGACACAAGAGAUAUAUCGUGCAACAGGGCUGGGAUAAGAAGACAAUCACUUACAGUGUUUUAAAUGGAACAAGCACCCUCGAAAAAUCUCGGGUGGAGGCAUUGAUGGAUGCCGGUCUUGCAGUGUGGGCCCCCCAUGGAGGGCUGACUUUCCUUAAACGUGAUACCAAACCAGAUAUAUUAGUUUCAUUCGUCAACAAAGACCACGGUGAUGGGUUUCCAUUUGAUGGUCCAGGCCGUGUAGUGGCCCACGCAUUUCCGCCCCCUCACGGCGCGAUGCAUUUUGAUGAUGACGAGCUGUGGGCUGACAAUCCUGUUGACGAAGACGAAGAUGUGACUGACUUCUUCGCGGUCGCAGUGCACGAAAUAGGCCAUGCGUUAGGCCUAUCACACUCGAAUGUAAAGGCAUCAGUUAUGUACCCGUAUUACCAAGUGCCAGUGGAGAAGUUGCACGAGGAUGAUAUAUCGGGCAUGCGAGAGUUGUAUUCUUCCGUAACAAAUGAUAACUCCAAAGAGGAUUCGGAGGAGACAACAGAAGCAAUGGUCUCCCGCUCGUCUCUUGUGCCUCGCUUCACGAAAGCAGAUAUAGAUGAAGAUGACAUUCCUGAUCUCUGCUUCACAUAUUAUGACACGAUACAGGUCAUACAGGGAAAGAUUUUUGUGUUCGAAGAAGAGUGGGUGUGGGUGUUGACAGAAAGAAAACAGAUAGAAGAAGGAUACCCGAAAAAGUUCCACGACGUGUUUAUUGGACUGCCAAAAUAUAUUAAUGUUAUUAAAACGAUUUACGAGAAACGAAAUGGACAUAUAGUUAUAUUUUGGAGCCGACAUUACUGGGAGUUCAGCUCUCGAUUUCGUUUAAUAAAACGCGGGAGGAUCACAGAAUACUCCGUCCCACCACAAGUAUCCGAGCUGACGACAGUCUUCAUAUCUAACUAUAAUAAUAGGACCUACCUGUUUGAAGAAGAGAGAUUCUGGCGAUACAAUGAGGAUACAAAAAAGAUGGAUAGAGGAUACCCAAAGAUGAUGUCUGCGUGGAGAAAAGUCCCUGCGCCUGUUAAUGCAGCUAUUAUAUGGAAAGGAGAUACGUUUUUCUUCCAAGGACCACGUUUCUGGCGAUUUGAUAACACAUUAAUUCAAGCACACGAAUACUAUCCCUUACCGACAGCGCAAAUAUGGUUCCCUUGCGAAGCGACGCCGGAAAUGGGAAGAUACCUAACUAAUGAUGAACCAUAA